Messenger RNA from Sparassis crispa, 4215 nucleotides. RefSeq lists its product as hypothetical. Gene Ontology annotation, molecular function: zinc ion binding; nucleic acid binding. NCBI's taxonomy places the organism in Eukaryota, Fungi, Basidiomycota, Agaricomycetes, Polyporales, Sparassidaceae. The record is from RefSeq and is a predicted model, not a curated record. The transcript is spliced from 2 exons. Gene Ontology annotation, biological process: DNA integration. The coding region runs from base 1 to 4215 and encodes 1404 amino acids.
AUGUCCACGACCGUUGCCAAGGAAUUUUCCGAGGUACCAAAGCUUGCGUCCGACGGCUCGAACUACCGCAUAUGGCUCGGCCGCGUCGAACGUGCUGCAGGUGCUUGCGAAGCAGAAGAUCUGCUCCAGCAUGCAGCGGACACUUCCUCGGCUGCAAAUUUGAAGCUGAACAAGCAGAUGCUCAACGCGAUCACGGCGAAAUUCCCAGACUCACUUUUCAAGAAGUACCUCACCAUCACCGAGGUCUAUCUUGUGAUGUCCGGCUUGAAAACGGAGUUUGGCAUGUCCACCGCUGCUUCCGAGGCAUGGACGGAGGCGAAGCUCUUCUCGCUUCGCUGCACGGAUGAGCGCAAGGUCCGCCAUCAUCUAGAUCAGCUUUCAGAGCUGAAGGACAAGCUUUCCGAGAUGAACGUACGGAUUGAGGACAGGACUUACAUCAAUGCUAUCACCACCUCGAUCCCUCGAUCCUUUGCUCCUGUUGUCACGGCCAUUGCCACAGCCACCGACAUCUACAACUCGACCUUGGCCACCGGUGCCACGCUUCGCGUUGUGACCUCUGUGGAAAUCAUCAAGGCACUUCGAGCAGAAGCGGACUCGCGUGCCGUACUCAAAUCCACUGACAAAAGCACCACGGCUGGUGCUGCUGUUGUCAACGGACGUGGUGGAAUGCGAGGACGUGGACGCAGUGGCUAUCGAGGACGUGGUGGAAACUCAAGCAAGAGUGGCACUCACCGUUCAGAGGAGGACUUGACAUGCUUCAAGUGUGGUGGCAAAGGGCAUCGCGCCCCGGAAUGCGCGUCGAAAAAGCAGUUCUAUCAGCGGCCCAAGAAGUCAGAGGCCGCAUCUACUAGCUCAGGCAUGAGCGAGGGCAAGGUGAAGGCAGACGCAAAGCCCAAGGACAGUGUGACGAAGGAAUCGUCUGCAUCUGUGGCCACUGUGACCCCUGCAUCGUCAGCGCACAUUGAAGAGGCCUGGAGUGCCUGCGCGACAUUUACUCCUCUCUGUGAAGAGGAGAUUGUUAUAGAUUGCUCAGAUUUAGCUGCCCAGGAGGAGAUCCGAAUUUCAGAUGCACAGCAUGCUUUUGUCGGCUUCGUUGAAUCCGGACGCCACGUUGACAUUUUUGACUCGGGUGCCUCGCGGCAUAUGACGCCGCAUCUUGACCGCCUCUCAAAUUUUCGUGCAACUGCGCCGCACCCCAUUCGUGCCGCAAACUCGGAGGUCUUCUAUUCGCAUGGCGAAGGAGACAUGUUGAUGCACUUGCCCUUCGAGAAUGGGGGCAAGCACAUUCGGCUUAAACAGGUCCUGCACGCACCCGCCAUGCAUGCAACCUUAAUUUCUAUAGGUCUUAUUGAGGCCGCAGGAUUCAAGUGGCUCAGCAAGGACGGUGAACUCACGCUUUUCAAUCGGCAUGAUGAUGUAAUCGCCUAUAUUCCGCGUGAGGAAAACUUAUACAGGAUUUUCUAUGACACAUCCCAGACUUCGGUCACUACUGCACACGUCACACUCUCACUUUUCGAAAUCCACAAGCGGCUUGGUCACGUCAACUAUGGUUACAUCAAGGCUAUGCUGCACCAGAACUGCCUUACCGGUAUCGCGCUCGACCCACACAACAGCGAAAAGGUCGAGUGCAAGACCUGUCUUGUCGCGAAGGCUCGUCGCGCACCCAUAUCCUCCGCACGCCAGUCCCCACUUGCCGAGAAAUUUGGCGAACACGUCCACAUGGAUAUCUGGGGGCCCGCGACUAUCUUCACCAUUGACCGCUGCAAGUACGUCUUGAUGAUCGUCGACGAUGCAACACGAUGGCUCGAGAUGCCGCUCAUGCGCGUCAAGUCUGAGGCAUUUGGAAAAUACGUUGUCUUCGAGGCACGUCUCCAGACGCAGGACGGAGUGCAUGUGAAGGUUGUACAGUCGGAUCGUGGCGGCGAGUUUCUAUCUGCAGAUAUGGAUGCUCAUCUAGAACGUGCUGGAACGAUUCGCAAACUGACAGUGCACGACACACCUGAGCACAAUGGUGUCGCUGAACGCACACACCUUACAGUAUUUAACAGUGUGCGCGCUGCGCUCGCUGGGUCUGGUCUCCCGAAAUGGCUCUGGGGUGAAGCCCUGGCCUACGUCGUCUAUGUUUACAACCGGACAGCUCGCCAUGCACUCCAAGGUCGGUCGCCAUUUGAGGCACGCUAUGGGCAUGCACCGGAUGUCUCAAACUUACACGAGUGGGGGAGUAUUGUUUUCGUUACUGUUGCGACAGACUCGAAGUUUGACGCCCAAGGGCGUGAGGCACGCUGGGUAGGCCUGGACUGGACAUCAAAUGGCCACCGCAUUUAUUGGCCAAAAGAGCGGAAGAUUUCUGUGGAGCGAAACAUUGUUUUUAGCUCAGAGUCUCCACGCAUCGAAGGGGAGCAAGAUUUUGACAUAGGACCUACUUCAAGGAUUCCCGACGACGCUCCGCCUCCCGUUAAAUGUCCACGCCAUACCCCUGAACCCGAGCGCUCACCAUCACUUGAGCCUGGUGAGAUUCACGAGCCUCAGGACCCUCAUAUCAUCCAGGGGAAACGCAAGCGCACGCCAAGUGCCAAGCUCCGUGACAUAGCAUCUGGACGAGCUGAGGGUGCACUCACCGAGAUCACAAUUGACCAGAGUGAGGAAUGCGAAGUCCUCGCAUAUUCCGUGGGUUCUGCGGCAUCUGAUGCACUAGGUUUUGAUCCGCGCUCCAUUGCAGAAGCCAAGCAUCGCCCAGAUUGGCCAAAGUGGCAAGAAGCAAUGCACGACGAAAUCCGGCGGCUGGAGUCAAGGAAAGCGUGGGUAUACGCAGAUCCACCGCCGCGUUCAUCAGGCCACAACAUUGUUGGCUCGAAAUGGGUAUUUCGCACGAAGCGAGAUGCCCGCGGCGAGGUCACCGGCUACCGUGCACGCCUGGUUGCUCAAGGUUACACACAAGUCGAGGGCGUCGAUUAUUUCUCGGAUGACACCUAUGCCGCGGUCAGCAAGCUCGCUUCUAUUCGCGUCAUCCUCUCGGUCGCCGCUCGCAAUAGCUGGCACACACAUCAAGUCGAUGUCAAGAGCGCAUACCUCUACGGCAAGCUGCAGGAGGACGAGAAAAUUUAUAUGCGCCCUCCCCCUGACAUCGAACUCGAAGGCUUGACACCUGGUAAAAUCUUGUUGCUCCUGGUCGUGCUCUACGGACUCCACCAGUCGGGACGGCGCUGGUAUGUCCGUCUCCGCAAGAUCCUCGAGGGUUUUAAGCUCAUGCAGCUUGAGCAUGACCAUGCCGUAUUCUAUCAGCACCACCCUGAUGGUGAAAUAUCCAUUAUAUUCCUUCACGUCGACGACAUGACGCUCGUCUGCUCGCUGCUCACUAACCUGCUUCGCCUCAAGGAGAUGAUCAAGUCCGAACUCGAAAUCACGGACAACGGUGAGCUGCACUGGCUCCUCGGCAUUGAAGUCCGGCGCAACCUCGAGAAGCACACGAUCGCGCUCUCGCAGCGCGCAUACAUCGAGUCGAUCGUUGCACGCUAUGGGUUCUCGGAUGCGAAGUCUCUCUCCCAGCCUAUGGAUCCUCACGUCAAGCUCUCCAUCGACCAGUGUCCUGUCUCCACUGCCGAAUAUGCCGCUAUGCGAGACAAGCCUUAUCUCGAGGCAUUGGGAGCACUACAGUAUGUCUCUGUCGCCACUCGUCCUGACAUCACUUUUGCUUACCUCAAAGGGACAGCAGAUGUCUGGCUUGUGCUCGGUGGCUCGGAGGAUAACGAUAUUGUAGGCUACUCCGAUGCUGACGGCAUGAGCACGGAAGGGCGCUGCGCUAUCUCGGGCUACGUGUUUAUGCUCAACGGCGGCGCCGUCUCAUGGUCCUCGAAGCGCCAGGGCCUCGUCACUCUCUCAACGACUGAGGCUGAAUACGUCGCAUUGACGCACGCAAGCAAGGAAGCCAUCUGGCUUCGCUCGUUCAUCAAGGAACUCUUUGGUGAACCUGAACAGUCUCUUCCUCUCCGUUCCGACAAUCAGUCAGCUAUCGCACUUGCAAAGGAUGACCGCUUCCAUGCACGAACAAAGCACAUCGACAUACGAUUUCAUUUUAUUCGCUAUGCCAUUGCUGAAGGCAAGAUCUCGCUGUCGUACUGUCCAAUGGAGGACAUGACAGCGGACAUCCUGACGAAAGCGCUGCCAUCAAUGAAGUGCAAACACUUCGCGUCGUCGAUGGGACUUGCGAAGGUUUGA